Molecule: messenger RNA, 4732 nt
Organism: Acipenser ruthenus (sterlet)
Lineage: Eukaryota; Metazoa; Chordata; Actinopteri; Acipenseriformes; Acipenseridae
Product: V-set and immunoglobulin domain-containing protein 10-like
Exons: 13
Coding region: 191-2848 (885 amino acids)
Molecular function (GO): protein binding
Source: RefSeq, a predicted model, not a curated record
AGGGUGUUGUCAGAAUACGCCAACAGUACCUGUCAGGUCAUACUGGAAAAACUGCACAUUACUAAGAUUGGGUUGACAAUAGGGCUAAUUACUACAGCUGUACUUACCGAAGUGGGAUAUAUUUCAACUACAGGACGCAACAUUUCUUAGCAGUUUUUACAAAGGAAAAAAAUAACCACAUCUCAGCUAGAUGGCUAGAAACAGCUGCCAAUUCACCUGCCAUGUUGUUGUCAUACUGUUUUUGCUUGUGUUCGGUGAAGUAGAUGGUGUCACCAUUACAGUCCCCAACCCCACUGUCAGUGCAGAAGCUGGCACCGAUGCAGUUCUUAUGGUCAGUUUCACCAGUGGGACAAAUCCCUAUGUGUCCUGGGAACUGGAUCUGUCCAUUGCUUCAUGGACCAUCAACUCGGACCAGCCAGCAGACAUCGCUCAGGCAUACAAGGGCCGGCUAACGAUCGACACUAAAGCCCCCUCUCUCACACUGAAUAAGGUCACUACUGCUGAUGCUAGGGACUACAAAGUCACUAUGCGGGCAACUGGGGAAUCCAGUGAUGAGAAAUUAAUCAAACUCAAUGUGUAUGAAAGGAUUACGUCAGUAAAUGUGAACAUAUCUCCAGCGGAUCCGGUUGAAGGAAAGGAUGUCACGAUGACUUGUCAGAUCACAGGGACGGGCACAAAAUACUCGUGGAAGGUGAACGAAACACCGGUGAUUGUGGACAGCCGGCAUGUGGCCUCAGGAAACACACUGACCAUCAAGUCACUGGUCAGGACUGACAAGGGCCAGUACAGCUGCACUGCUGAAAACCCAAUUAACAGCCUGAGAAACAGCGUUGAUCUGAUCGUUUACUAUGGUCCGGAUGAUCCUGUGAUCAAAGUGGACAAUGCCAAUGCUGGGACGCAGCACAAUGCACUGGUGGGGUCAACUGUCCAGCUGGACUGCGUGUCAGAGUCCCUGCCCGUGUCAUACAACUGGAAAUACAACUCUGUGAGUACAGCCGGUGGGAGCAAGACACUGUCCAACAUCCAGAGGAACCAGGAGGGGGACUACGUCUGCGAAGUGUCUAACGCCAAGACCACUCUCACAAAGAGCAAAACCAUCACCAUCAAAGUGUACGAUAUGAUCCAAGGGCUGAGUGUGUCGACAAUCCCGGUGAACCCAAAGGAGGGGGAUGCGCAGGUGGAGAUAACCUACGCCACGGAUAAGGGUUCAGGCACAGCCAUGUGGCUGAAGGAUGGAACAGCACUGCCCAACGACCCGCGAUACACUGUCACUGCCAACUCCCUAAAAAUCAACAGCCCUGGCCGGUCUGACUCUGGGGUCUAUACCUGCAACCUGACCAACCCCUUUAGCACUAGCACUAUCCAGAAGACCAUCAGCAUCUUCUAUGGCCCAGAGAAGCCACAGAUAUCUGCUACUUCAGUGGAGAAUCCUGAUCCUCUGAAGUACGUCCUGGUUGGCACCACUGUGUUACUGAAAUGCAAGGCUGAGUGUGAUCCCCCUGCCACCUAUUACUGGAACGUGGGGAACCAGGAUGAUCCCAAUGUGCCUGAGGGAGCCACUCUGAACCUGACCAACAUCCAGGCGAACCAGGCGGGCAGCUACACCUGCAUCGCUGUGAACGACAAGAUCAACAAGAGGGUGCGCAAUGUCGUGCCCCUCAACGUCUACCAGAAGCCUGUGAGUGCUGGACCCACAUGCUCGAUGACGCCGGUGAAUUCUGAUCUGCAGUUUCGCUGCUCUUGGCUGGGUGGCAUUCCGAAGGUCUCGCUGAAGUUCCUCGGACUUUCUGAGGUAAAAGAGGCCAGCGAAACUCUGGAUCAGACCGAGACUGCAGCCAAACUACCUGCGCUCAACGGCAAAGCAAUCACCUGCGUGGGAACGCAUCCCAUAGCUCCCAACAACUGCUCCAUCACUCCCAGGUCUCCAGAAGGCAUCCUGCCAUCCCACAGUGCCACAGCGCAACCCUCUGGCAAAGUCUCUGUGACAAUUUCCUGUAAGGGAAGCUCCCAGCCCCCGGCCACUGUCACAUGGUCUAAAGCAGGACAGCUGCUGACCUCAGGAGGGAUCUACACCAUAAGCAAUGACACCACAGAUCUGACCAUCACUGGCUUCAAUAUCAGUGGGGGUGAUCUGGCAACAUACACCUGUGUCAGCACAAACCUGCUGGGCUCUCAGAAAAGCUCCAUCAACCUGACAGGCCCGGCGAUUUCCAAGUCUAGCAUAUUGGUGAACCCGGCUCACACCGUGGUCACGUUAACCUGGGAGACUCCAAGAGAUUCGGUUGUCACGGGAUUCAAUGUGCAGAUGACAGGCCCCGCCCUGCAGAGAAGCUCCAUCUCCAGAGCCGCCACUGAUUGGAGGACCAUUCAGACGAAGGGGCCGGAAGCUCGCAACACUGACAUCUCCCCCCUCCAACCAGGAGAGAUUUACCAAUUCCGGGUUAAACCAAUGGUGGGCCAAAAUGAGGGGCCACCCUCAGAGACAUACAGUUUGGGCCAGGAUCCGGGAUUGAGUGCAGGUGCGAUCGCUGGGAUUGUGAUCGGGUCUGUCUUCGGAUUCCUCCUCCUGUUGCUUCUCUUGAUUCUUCUUAUCCUGUGUUGUCUGCGUAGGAAAAAGCAACGUAAAGAACCGAAGUACCCAGUGCCGAAAACUAAAGAAAGGGUAGCAACUGGUGUCUCCCAACCAAACAUCUUACUGACAGGGGGAGUGACAGCUGCAAGGAAUGGGCCAUCCAUUGGCAAUGGGAACAGGGCUUAUACACCUGAGCCCUAUACCCAGUAUGACAAAUCAUCCACCCUCCCCUCCAAUGUCACCCCUCCUGCCGUGCGGAUGGCUACCACAGUGUAAAACUGGACUUCCUGUGGCUGUAGGUACUUCCUUGAAUAAAAGUAUUUUCUCAAAGCGGUGACCCGCUAUAGAAACUCUCUUGAAGCACUGGACUUCGCUGAGCCCAUUCAAACAAACCUAUUGGCUUUCUAAACUUCCAUUUUAGAAUGACUCGUGCCAAGGUUUGACAUUUUUGGGAGGGGUCAGGGAGCUGGGUAAAGCAGUGUUAUUUUAUCCCUGGUCCUCAUGUACCCCUAACAGUCCAAUUCUUAAGUUUGAAGCAGGUUUUGUAUAUGGUAAAGAACUAGAGAAAUCACUUGAGCUGCACCCUGUUCUCAGAGGCUGUUUCUAAUUGGGUUCUUAUCUGCACUGGAAAACAAUGCACAUUUAAAAUGCGUAUUUUGUUUGUAGUUGAAAGAAAAUCCUUGACCAUGGGACCACAGUUGUGUCAAAUCAAGAACUGACAAAUGUAUGCAUUGAGGGCUGAAUUCUGCAUCUUUAAACUGAACAGGCAACUUCUUUGAUACUUUUUACUAACCUGGCAAAAUAAGCAUUAGAAACACAAAAGCAUUUAAUGUAAAUUGGUCCUGUCGGCUGCUUGUCCCCAUUGACCCUCAUUGUAUAAUGGGAUAUUAAACGUGUUUGACUGGAAACAUUAUUUGCAAUUGUCAUGGUACUGUAGGUCGCAUUAGCACUGAAGCGAUUCUAAGAACAUUUUUGUAAAAAAUGCUAAAAUAAUUUUGUAUCAAUAUUUUUUAGACAUUUUCUGCAUACCUUUUAGAUUUGAUGCUGCAGACAAAUCAAGCAUAGAUAGCUAGAAUUGGAAAAUUUGUACAAAAUAAAGAUAUUGUUACAUUGUUGCUUGCUCUGUUUUUGUAUCGUUCUAAUUUCAAAUGAAAUCUAAUUCGGUGUUCUGGUAACAAGGCUGUACUAUGACUUUCAGGGCCAAAAACAACUUCAGAUUACUUCAAAUCUUGUAGCAUCAGCAGGUAACAGAAGUACCUGGGCACAAAUACGUCUCCCUUUAAGUAACUAAUUUAUUUAAUAUCAUUAAAAUUAACCUACUGGGUGUUUUUUUUAUAUAUAUUCUUCUUCUUCUUCUUCUUCGUCUUCUUCUUCUUCUUCAUCUUCUUUUUGGUAAUAUAAAAGUAAUAAGUAAUCAGUAAUAUAUUACUUCUAUAAAAAAAAAGUAAUCAGUAAUAUAUAUAUAGAUUACUUUUUUGGACCCAGCAAUCUGUACUUUACUAUUAUCCCUGGCCAUAAAAUAUCAUUAGAAACCUAAAAUGAUUAUUGUCUGCAAAUUGGGUUACAUCUUGCAUUGUAAGUAAUUUAAAUAAAAUUACAUCAUUUCUUAUUGAAUUAAUUUGAAGUACUGUGGUGCUGAUUAGUAUUAGAUCAUGUAUUUAUCUUUUACUUCCUUUGAAGUAAUAGUAAAUCAUAUGCUUGUUUUAAAUAACAUUUGAAUUACCGCUGAUUAUAAAGUGUCCCCCUGUUUUGAUACCAAAAGUAAGUAUAACUAUUUUUAACCAGUGAAAUCGAAAUACUAUAUAUAUAUAUAUAUAUAUAUAGAGAGAGAGAGAGAGAGAGAGAGAGAGAUUAUUUAUAUAUUUUGUCAUGUCUUUAGCUUUUACAUUGUAAGCCUAAAUGUUUAAAAACUGAGAAAUGUGGAGUUAAUACUAACAAGUGUACGAUAAAGGACAUAUUGAAAACAACUCAAUUGCUCUUAAAUUUGUUUUACAAUAAAAUAACUGUUUUCUUGUGACUCUCCAAGCAGAUAUACAAAAUGUUAUCAAUUAUUUUUUCAUGUUUGUUCAUGUAUAUGAACUCAUGCAUUAUGAUGUUAUUUUUAAAUGUAUGUAAAAUAAAUAUUUAAAAUCGAAUAAAAGUUAAUUGUAUUUUUCCGUG